Messenger RNA from Schizosaccharomyces octosporus yFS286, 1300 nucleotides. RefSeq lists its product as uncharacterized. The record is from RefSeq and is a predicted model, not a curated record. The transcript has a single exon. Lineage: Eukaryota; Fungi; Ascomycota; Schizosaccharomycetes; Schizosaccharomycetales; Schizosaccharomycetaceae. The coding region runs from base 85 to 1236 and encodes 383 amino acids.
CUUUUGUUUACAUAGUACAACCUUAUAAAAAUGGGUAUGUAAGACUUUAAGACAUCGUCUGCAAAUACUUGAUCGCAAUUCAUAAUGGAAUUAAGUAGAUACGAAAAAGAUACGAUUAUUUGUCUGAAGUUUUUACAGCUGUUCUUUCGAUUGAAAAAUGUGUUUAACAUCUUUUUCGCUAUGUCAUUUCCUGUACCAUUUCACAGUCAAAGUCAAUCUAAAAUUGAACUUAUAAAAAAAAUGAAUGCAGUUUCACCUCUUCACGAAAUUAACGAGCAGCUGAAUUUCUGGAUCAAAGAAUUGGAAACAAAUGGGUUAGUUCAUUUUGGAUGGACCAAAGCAAAGGACAUGUUUGAGUUUUCCAUGUCUUCUAUAAAUUUCCUAAUACUAUUCUCACAAAAGCCAAUAUUUCAAAGUUAUUCAAUCCAUCAGGAAGUACUCAGGGAACAGUUGCUCCAUGAACUGGAGAGCUGCAAGAAAACAUUCUUUAAAAUAAAAAGAGAAGCAAAUUCGUUCUUUUGUUUGCAACUUACUUUUUCAAGCUUCAUGUUUAACCAGAUUCAAUACUUUCAGGAGACAUGCCAGAACAUUAUACCCAGUUUCCAGACCUUUUUUUGCAAUGUAUGCACUUCUCUUGUGUCAUACUUUGGAAAAAAGGAGUAUCCCAAGUUUCAAAUGAAUAAUUUAACCCUCCAGUUAUACAAAAACAUUAAACCGGUGGACGUAAUCUCUAAAGAACCUUCCCAAAAAGCAGUUGAUAAACAGGUACCUGAAAUUUUAAAAGAGAAAUUUUCUAAAGAAAAUGAUUCUCCCUCUGAAGACAAAAAAUUUGAGGAACAGGAAACGUCUUCACAGUCAUUUUCGGGGUCUGCUACUGAAAGCAGUAGCAACGACUUAACGGAUGCUUCCAACAGCGAAUCCUCACUUUCUUCUAUUACAUGCAGUGAUUUUGCUGAGCCAUUCAAGACUAUUAAUGAAAAAGUAAUUCAGGAACAGCCCAAUCGUACCUACGAUUAUGAGUUGGAUAAAGAUGAUCCAUCGAAAUUUCAGCUCGGGAAAGAAGUUCUUGAAUUUGAAAGAUAUAAUAUCGAACUACUCCAAUUUCAAAUUGCUAUUGGAAGUUUACAGACGGUUCAUUAUGAAUUCCAAGAUACUUUAAAAAAAAUGCAACUCUUAGACUCAACGGAAGGUACGGAUUGCAAAACGAACUAUCCAUCGUUUACUUACCAGCACUGAGCACCUAAAAACUUAGAUGUAAUUGUAAGCUUUAUGAAACUGUUUGCUUAUGAAUAAAUAUCUU